GUGAGGCAAAAGGAGAGAGUGCAAGUUAGACACAGAGCGUUUUCUCCCACCCAGUGGCCUGCCAAAGGCGAGAGAUCUGCCCACUCAGGACUUAACCCUGUCAGGUAAAGCCAUGGAUGAAGAAGGAACUAUACGUUGUGCCUGUCUGAGGGUUAUGUGAAGACAUAGAAGACCUCCAGACAUUCUCUGUACAGAACCCAUAAGUAAGAGUCAAAGCAGGAGGGACUAAAAUAGACUUGGAACCAGAGGAAGCAAUACCAAGCGGGAUGCAAAGCAUGUAAAUAUACUUUCUCAGCCGUCCUUCCCAUGGCAAGAUAUGAAUCAUCAAAAAACCCUGGAUUUCACAGGCAGGCCUCUUAUAAACAAAACUUAGAGACAAAACAGGUCUUCAGGACUGUGGAGAAGCCGUUGUAAGAGUCUGAGGAUGCACAUUUUUGGAUUAAGCCUGUGAGGAUCUAGGAUCUUGCCACUCUUCAAACCUUGUCCAGUAGAAACUGUUAAAUGUUUCUUCAGGAUAUAAUGUUUCCCUGCAUCAGAGGAGCUACCAGUCUGGAAUUGAGCAAGGGAUUGUACAAAAAAGGUUAGGCUUGGCCUGGAAGACCAAAGUCAAAAUUUUCACUUGAGAAGUGGCAAAAUCAUGACUUCUUCUGCUCAACAGACUUUUACCACAAACGAUCAAGGACUCAACUACUCUCCAGCCCUCAAUCAAUAGUGCUUGCUUGUAUCUGUUGUGAAUAUUCCCUUACAUCAGAGGAAUGGAAAUGAGCAAGAUAGUCUACAAACAUAGUUAGACUUGGCUUGGAAGACCAUAGUUGAGAUAUCCCUCUUCCCCCUUAACAAGUGGGGCACUCAAGACCUUAAUCACCUUCUGGUCAUCAGACUGGCCAUUUGCUACAAAGGACAUUUUGUGUUUAAUCUGUGGAUGAACUCUUGAGGGAGUGGAGGGACUUCCUUGAGCCAGCUUGUACCAGAUGGAGCAAAUCACUGAGUUUUUUAAUGACUUGUGGCAGCUUGCAACUGACAGGCACAACAAGGGCAUCUACAAUACAGUGUGUCUUAUGGUGCUGCUCACUCUUCCUUUGGUUGUUUUCUUCACCUCCCUGAUAGUGUGCUGCCACUGCUGUUUCUGUCGAGGUGCUGAUGGUUGCUCAUGCUGUUGCCAAAGAGAUGGUACCACAGUCACAAGCACCCUGGUAGAAAAGAAGAAGAAGAAAAAGAACAAGAAGAAGAAUGGUGGCCAGACAGAGGAGGACUUGUGGAUUUCGGUCAAGACUGACCCCAUGACUCCAGACAGAGUGGCUCUCACUAUAGUGUAGCUAGUAGGCAGCACUCUGCACUAAAGGAAAGACUGGACAUUUAUUUAUAUCUAGGCCCUGUUUUACAGCAAGGUACAUGGGAGGGAUAUUAAGGAUUGCGCUGUAAUUAUUGACUUUGAUGUGCCUGAAAAAUGGAAUCCAGUUCAAUUUGUCUUGUGACUUUGAAAAGCGUAUUAAGCAGAGUUGAGAUUAAGCAAUGGUGUGGGGUAGCAUUAUGUGUGCGUGUAUGCCAACUCACGACAAGUGGAUUGCCCAUUCCUAUUUCUAAGCAUAACACUGCUCAGUGAGAAUUUCCUUAAAAUGCUACUGAUUAUGUUCUGCAUAAUUACAAGGGUCGUUCAGAGUCGUUUGAUGUAAUAUGCUCCAUUGCAGAGCAACUUAUUAAGUCAAAAUUGUUCACAGUGAUAGUGAUAGAAAACAGUUUGUUAUUUGAAAUAGUUUGUUAUAUGAAUCAUUUGAACCAUUUAAUGGUUUAACAGCUACCUUACAAACACAUAUUACAUGAAAUACAUUGCCUGAUGCCUGAGACAUUGUUUUAUGAUAGGGGAUUUUGGCCUUAAAUGUAUUUUGUAAAAUCCUUUUAUGGUAUGAU
This is a messenger RNA of Colossoma macropomum (tambaqui), 1908 nucleotides long. RefSeq lists its product as uncharacterized. Bases 972 to 1316 code for a protein of 114 amino acids. The record is from RefSeq and is a predicted model, not a curated record. NCBI's taxonomy places the organism in Eukaryota, Metazoa, Chordata, Actinopteri, Characiformes, Serrasalmidae. The transcript is spliced from 2 exons.